AUGUUUAAAGAUUUGAUUAUAAAAUGUUCAAAUUAAAAGCAUGACGAUGAGGUUAAACUAAUUUGCUUCAAUGAUCAUGUAAAGAAAAAAGAUUAUAUUUUAUGUUAUCCAAUAGGAAUGAAAUUCAUCCCAUCCUUAACAUCAAUAUGA
Messenger RNA from Paramecium sonneborni, 150 nucleotides. The record is from the annotation of a GenBank genome assembly. Lineage: Eukaryota; Ciliophora; Oligohymenophorea; Peniculida; Parameciidae.